Messenger RNA from Nelumbo nucifera (sacred lotus), 715 nucleotides. RefSeq lists its product as uncharacterized. Gene Ontology annotation, biological process: regulation of DNA-templated transcription. The record is from RefSeq and is a predicted model, not a curated record. NCBI's taxonomy places the organism in Eukaryota, Viridiplantae, Streptophyta, Magnoliopsida, Proteales, Nelumbonaceae.
UCUCUUAAAAGUCUUUCAUCUCCCAUCUCUCUUCUCUCCUCUCUCCCAUCUUCCAAUUACAUUCAUGGAGCUAGAGACUGCUCAAAGCCAUGGAACAACCCAAGGGACACUAGCAAGAAGAGAGAAGAUGAGAAGCAUUGAAGAAGCAGAAGAAACCCAGUUGGGUCACACGCUCCACAGUCAGUCCUCCACCACCACCACCACCACCAAUGUUCCCUACCGGAGACGGCGUAGGCUGGGGAGAAAGAAGAGGAGCAGCAGCACCAAGUCCAAGCUCCAGAAGAAUGCGUGUGGAGAAUGCGACGAAGACAAAAUUGGAAUAGAGAGGAGGAUCACCACCCUACAGAAGAUCGUCCCCGGCGGUGAGUCACUUGGGGUUGACAAGCUGUUUGAAGAAACAGCUUGCUACAUUCUGUCUCUGCAAUGCCAGGUGAACGCCAUGAAGCUUCUUGCCAACUUCUUUGAAGGCUUGGAGAAAGAAAACAACAAAUUUGGAGGCUGAUUCCUCUCCAACCUCACCAGCCUCACUUCUUUUUCCUCUCCUUGUAAACUGUUCAUCAUUGUUUUUCUUUUCUUCUUUCUUAAUUUCAUUUUAUUUUUCCCUUUUUUGUUGCAUCUUCACUUGUUUUUUUCCUCUGGAUUUUGCCUCAACUAUGAAAGAAGAACAGAGGUUAGCUGAGCCCUUCGAUCGGAAUUCAGAUUAUGAUUUAUUUUA